UGGAGAGGAAUGUCAACCUUUCAUGCUCUCCCAAGUCCUGGAAUGCCGACCUUCACCGGAGACUCUGUGAAUCUGAGUUUGUCUGGACUUGACGACCUCGAUCUGGCGGACCUUUCCGUUCCCGACGCAAUGGACCCAUAUCAACACCACUCCAAUCCUCACCCAUAUCCGAAGCUUCAUGCCCCAACCACGCUGGCCCCGGGCGUUGAACCGUUCGCGGCGGGCGUUGCCUUCGCCUACCCUUCGACCGACGAUGCCUUUGCUCCAUCCUUCUCUCCCGUUGACCACAUGAGCGGUCACGCUUUUUCUCAAUAUCCCCACGACCACCACGGGGCGUCUCGUCUGGAUGAUCUGACCUCGCCCAUCUCCCCCAUUCAGCCCCACUACAGCUACCAGACCCCGUACCCGGACAGUGCUGCAUCGUCUGCCCCCAGUGAGGAUCCUGCCAUUGCCGAUGCCGAAGAGGAUAAGCGGAAGCGCAAUCAGGCCGCUUCGGCGCGGUUUCGCCAGAAGAAGAAGCAGCGCGAGCAGCACAUGCUCGAACAGACUCGUGGGAUGCAGGAUAAGAACAAGAAGCUGGAGACUGAAAUCGAGGGCUUGAAGCGUGAGAACUUGUUUUUGAAGAAACUGCUGGUCGAGAAGAUUGAUAAUAUGACCGAGGACGAGAGAAGCGUUUUACUCAAAGCGACCAACGAAGGUCACAAUAGUGACUGA
Periconia digitata is the source of this 714-nucleotide messenger RNA. Lineage: Eukaryota; Fungi; Ascomycota; Dothideomycetes; Pleosporales; Periconiaceae. The record is from the annotation of a GenBank genome assembly.